Molecule: messenger RNA, 3645 nt
Organism: Hyalella azteca
Lineage: Eukaryota; Metazoa; Arthropoda; Malacostraca; Amphipoda; Hyalellidae
Product: zinc finger protein 628-like
Exons: 3
Coding region: 79-3645 (1188 amino acids)
Biological process (GO): regulation of transcription by RNA polymerase II
Cellular component (GO): nucleus
Molecular function (GO): RNA polymerase II transcription regulatory region sequence-specific DNA binding; DNA-binding transcription factor activity, RNA polymerase II-specific
Source: RefSeq, a predicted model, not a curated record
AGGUUUCUGGUCUAAUUGAGGUGAAUAACAAUAUAGAUGGAAUAGCCCCCUGUGUAGUGAAGCUAAAGAUCUUUUAAAAUGAAUGUUCCUGCAUUAGAAUCUCCUAGUGUUGGAGAACAGGAAGCUGUUCCUGGCAGGAGGCAGGAACAGGCUUCACAUCCAGAACAGCAGAACCUUGCUCAUCACAGUUCUGCUGCUGUUCAGGAAGGAAAUGUUACUCCUGUGGGCGAGAACAAUGAACAAGUUACGCCAGUUGUUCCCAAGAACACAGGACGAGAUCUUCGUGCAGUUGUUGUCAACCGUGAAGUGGAAGAAAAGUUCCCGAUAAUGGAGGAACACAAGCAUUUUGCGACAAUACGGUACCAGUUUUCUGGUGUGGUGUUCAAGAACAGUUUUUAUCAUUGCAAGUUAUGUGGCUUCACUACAAAAUAUGACAAGAAAAUCCGUAUACAUUUCCGACAAGAGCAUCCCAAGUAUAAAGUGUACAAUUGUCUGAAGUGUACAUUCAAUACAUGCUUCAACAAGUCCAUAUGUAGACACGCAACAUCGCAACACACAGGGAAGAAGAAUGACAAGAGAUGGCUGAUGGACCAGAUGGAGAUCUUGGAAGACCCGCAAGAUUGUGAUGAAUUGCUUGCUAUUGACGACGACAUAGAGGGCGCUGAUUCAUCCAUGCAAGAGGAUGUAACAAUGAAUAAACUUGGGCAUAACAAUAGUGCAUUUGGUGGUGCUGAUGGUGGUGUGUUGCGGCAAGGAUAUAAUGCAUCAGAAGCAGGACAUAGUUCAUCAGGGGAAAGAUAUGGUGCAUCGGAAGCAAGAUAUGGUGCAUCGGAUGGAGCACACAGUUCAUUGAUGGAAGGAUAUGGUGCCUUCAGGAGAGAACCUGGUGCAUUGGAUGGAGAAAGCGGUGCAGCACUGAGAAGAAUCAUCAGCCAAGGACCAAGUGUUUCUCCGCUGAAUUCUACAUUAAGUUUUUUCAACGCCGGCGUGCAGAGUGAGAUGGCUCUGCGUCGCCACGGCUCGCAGCCACAGGGGAAGGAGAAACCGAAGCGACUGAAUAAACGCAUUGUUAUGGCCAUGCUUAGAGAGGUGCGCGCUUCGUGUCGCCCCGACGCCGCGCCAGGAAUCGUGGGCGUCGGAAUGGGCGGCACAAAGGAUCGCGUGGACGGCAAUAUGGACGGAGGAACAAAUAACAUGGGUGGUGAAAAAGACGCAACGGGUGCCAAGGACGACGGGAGUGGCAAGAUGGCCGACGCGGGCGACAAAAUGGCCGACGCGGGCGACAAGAUGGCCGACGCGAGCGACAAGAUGGCCGACGCGGGCGGCAAGAUGGACGAGGUAGACGACAAGUCUACAGUCAUGGACGCCUCAGAGAUGCUGUGCGUGGUCAUGGACGAGGGCGACUCUGCCGUCCACGUCAAGAAGGAGCUGGACGACACGUCUUCAUCGUCCCCUUGUGCUGGGGUCGCCGCCGAGGGGCGUGAGGGGGGAGAGUCCCCUCACGGACCCCCAAAUCCCUACACGAUCCCGGGAUAUUCCAAUCAAAACGAACCCCGCAAUCCCCCUGACGCCCCACAGGAGGGGUGCUCGGAUGCCCCCAUGGUUGGAGAAGCGUUUGAACAUUUCCUAGGGGAAGAUGAGGAUGAAGAUACCCCAGACAAUGGGGACAGGGAGUUAAAAUGUGCGUUUUGCAGCUUCAAGUGCGACAGAAUCACCCGUCUCAAGUCACACUACGGCUCAGAACAUCCCGAUAAAGGUUUGCACUGUUGCCCAGAGUGCAGAUAUGUUGCUCUACAUUCCUUUAACCUCAAGCGCCACAUUAUCAGCAAACAUUCUAGCAUGAAGCCGUACAAGUGUCCUGAAUGUUCGUUCUCCGCCUACACCGCCGCCAAGCUCAUGGAACAUGACAAGAGUGUUCAUGAAGGAAGAAACCCGCCACAUUGUACCAUCUGCAACUAUGUUGCUAGCUCCCAGCGUGACCUGAACAUGCACACUAAGCGUGAACAUGCACAGCAGGUUGAGUAUGAGUGCACUCAGUGUGAGUUCUCUACCAUGCAGAGGUGGAGGUACUUGAGGCACAUGCGUACUCACCGAUCUAAAGUACAGUACCAAUGUCGCCAGUGUCCGUACUCAGCGUUCGCUCCUAUGCCCUUCAGAAGUCAUUUAAUCACGCAACAUUCAGUGGAGGAUUUACCAGAGUCCCUCAAGGAAUAUUUGGUACCAGCUCCCUUCAAAACCAUCGCUGACAAAGAUCUCCUGCGUAAAGUCCUCGCAAAAAAACACAGGAUCUACAAGUGCAAAGAAUGUGGGUUCACUGCUCGCCGCAAAGACGCGCUAGCACAACACAUUGCCCGUAAACACAGAGAAAAACAACACAAAUGUACACAAUGUGGUUUCAUGGCAGCUACUCAAUACGAUUUAAAGAUACAUAAGGUGCACAAACAUUCGUCGGUCGCCGCCUUCAAGUGCCAACAUUGCGAUUUUUCGACGAAUCAAAAGCAGGCUUUGGAGAACCACAGCGCCAGGAAACAUUUAGCUGUAAAGCCUUUCCAGUGCUCGAAAUGUGAGCUCGCUUUCGGAGUUCAAGUUGAUUUGGUGAAACAUUUCCAACGUAAACACGUGGCUGAGUUGCAGUUGAAGUGCUCUGAAUGCGAGUUCACGACGCACGACAGCGUGUCGCUCAACAGGCAUUACAAGAACAUGCACAUCAAGAAGAAACCUUUCAAGUGCGAACUCUGCGACUACGCGGGUGCCUUGAAAAAAGAUCUUCAGGUGCAUAUUAAGAGGAACCAUGACGAAUCUAAGCGCAUCUUCUGUCAGUACUGCGAAUAUUCGACGUGUAACAAACAGGUUAUGCACAGUCACUGCCGACGAAGACAUGACAGAGAGAAGUCGUUUAGAUGCGACGUGUGUAGUUAUACGGGCGCUACUAAAGACGAUGUAGCACGUCACGUUACUAGGAACCACGCCGGGGAGAAACCCACGUUCGAGUGCCCCAAAUGUGACUUUGUGUCGCGUUGCGAGAAGUAUUUCAAUGUGCAUUUCUUCGAGAAACAUUCCAGGGAUAAACCUUUUAUCUGCAGCGCAUGUAACUUUAGUUCUUCGCUGGGGGAGGAGCUUAAGAAACAUGUUGAGGAAGUGCACCCGGGGGCUGGGGUUCAACCGGGCAACCCCGGUUCAUCAAUGGUACACCCCGGGUCUAGGGUGCUGCCUAGUUCAAGGGUUCAACAGAUUUCAAGUGUUCAACCGGGUUCUCUGGUUCAACCAAGUUCAUCGGUUCAACCCGGGCCUAGUGGACACCCGUCUUUACCCGCGCCCCCCGGUUCGGUUUUGCUCCCCCCAACCGGACCCCCCGGACCCCUGUCCCCUCCCCCCGUGUAUGUAUCGACGCAACUGGGUGAAGGGGGUGCUGGGGGAAUGGCUGGGGCUUGUCCUGGGGAAGUAGAGGGGGUUUUUCCUGAUGGUGGAUGCUGGGGGAGUAGCGGGGGUUGUCUGGGAGAGUUGCCCAAGUCUGCUGCUCGACGGCGCCCCCGCAAAUGCGGCGGCUCCGGGGGAGCAAAGGAGGAGGGAGCGGAGGUUCCGGGAUGUCGGCGAAGGAUGGGAACGAGGAAAGCCGCAGUCGCUCUAGUGGAGUCAGAGGGGUGA